Molecule: messenger RNA, 1118 nt
Organism: Phialemonium atrogriseum
Lineage: Eukaryota; Fungi; Ascomycota; Sordariomycetes; Cephalothecales; Cephalothecaceae
Exons: 1
Coding region: 194-1072 (292 amino acids)
Source: RefSeq, a predicted model, not a curated record
CGCCGAGUUUCCUCUUUGGGAGGUAUCUAAUUAUAUUUUGUCUCCUCCAGUCAGAAGCCCUCAGCACACAUCCACAAACGAGCGACUCUGAUUUAAAUAUCUCGAGGCGGUUGGAAUGCUCCUGGAAAGUUGAGCUUAUGGAGGACGAUAAUUAAUAUUUCCAGAUACUCGGAGGAAGUAUCUCGCCGGUCCCAUGGCCAAAAACAAAUACCUGAUUGCUUCCCCUGCGCCAACAUUGGCUUCCAAGUCACCGAUACUGCGCAUCAUGAGACCAAAGCUAUACCUCCAGUUACAACAGCUCUCCGCCGACCAACGUCCGAGGCCGGUUCUUGAUGCAUUAUCGCCUCCAAGGUCGUGGGUGAACAUCUGCCCGGACUGGAUGAAACGUCACUUUUGGGGCGUCUCUUCCGGUCGGCAUGACGCUACAGAUGUUCUUUUGACCGAAUCAGGUGGCUACGAUGCAGACGUCAACGACGAGAAGAAGGACCUGACCACUCCAAAAGUCAUUGCACUUUUGCGUUUGAGGACGGGGGGGAGGAGAAGUGGUAUCAUUCUUGGAAACACGGAGGAGUGGAUCGCACAUGACCUCCCAAACGGGUCUUACGAGUUCGUCCGCGUCGGGCCUGACGGCGACACCGCCAUCGCACGCUGGGCUCUCAAGACUGUAUCCACAGAGGGAGCACAAGCCCACCUUCACUCGAGUCGUUCGGCCAGACGUGCAUCAUCAGUUGUCGAAAUCAGCACAUCUUCAAACCUGCACCCAUGUUUCGUAUUCAGCAUCAUCAGCCCGAAGUCGUGGAGGCAUGCCAUCUUAGCAGCACUUGAGCGAGACAGGCUCGAGAUCAAUGAGACGUACAUUCCGAUGCAUCUAAGCGAUGGCGGUGACAGUGGCUAUGACUUCUCCACAAGCUCUUCUGCGUGUCCUGGUCUGGGAGAGAUUGAUGACAGAGAAGGCAUAGUUGGGGAGGCGACGAAGAAGCUUACCAUGGCCACCGCUAUCUGGGUCACACUGCGAGUGGGUUGGUCGCCAGUCUACAGAUCGCCUAUCCAAGCGGUCGGCAAAGGGUCAUAACGCGGAGGAUACGAGCCACAGAGCUUGUGGGUUUUGAAAGUAGUCG